CGGGCACCGGACCCCCAAGUGGAGCGACAGGUCUCGGGCCCUCAGGCGGGCGGCGGGCGCCGGACCCCCAGGCGGAGCGACAGGUCUCGGGCCCUCAGGCGGAGCGGCGGGCGCCGGACCCCCAGGCGGAGCGGCGGGGCGCCGGACCCCCAGGCGGAGCUGCCCAGCGGCAGGUCUCGGGCCCCCAGGCGGAGCGACAGGUUUUCGGGCCCCCCGGCGCAGCGGCGGGCGCCGGACCCCCCAGGUGGAGCGGCGGGCGCCGGACCCCCAGGUGGAGCGACAGGUCUCGGGCCCCCCAGACGAAGCGGCGGGCACCGAGUCACCAGGCAAAGACUGCGGGCACCGAGUCGUCUGGCAAGACUGCGGGCACCGAGUCGUCUGGCAAGACUGCGGGCACCGAGUCAACUGGCGGAACAGCGGGCACCGAGUCGUCUGGCAAGACAGUGGGCUCCGAGUCAACAGGCACGACAGUGGGCACCGGGUCAUCAGGUAUCGGAUUGUCUGGCUCGACAGCGGGCAUCGGGUCACCAGGCAAUCAGGUCAUUUGGCUUGCCAGCGGGCACCGCGUCAUCUGGCAAGGCAGUGGGCACCGGGUCACCCAGU
Molecule: messenger RNA, 603 nt
Organism: Staurois parvus
Lineage: Eukaryota; Metazoa; Chordata; Amphibia; Anura; Ranidae
Source: the annotation of a GenBank genome assembly